AUGGCAAUUGGCAAANCCAUGACAAAGCUAUACAACUCUUCAAUGGAGUUUGGAAGUGUUGACAACUUUCUAGAGGGCAAAACCAUUUUAGUUACGGGUGCAACGGGAUUCCUAGCAAAACUUUUGGUGGAGAAGAUAUUAAGGGUUCAGCCAAACAUAAAAGAGUUAUACCUUCUUCUGAGAGCAGGAAAUUCAGAAGAAGCUACACAACGGCUGCAGGAUGAGGUUCUGUCGAAGGAUUUGUUCAGGGUGCUACGAGGAAUAUGGGGUGCAGAUUUUGUCUCCUUCGUAUCCGAGAAGGUGUUGGCUGUUGGUUGCGAUGUUUCUGUUGAGAACUUGGGAAUUAAAGACACAAAGCUGAGGGAAAAGUUGUUGGAAGAGACAGACAUCAUAAUAAAUUCUGCUGCUACUACCAAGUUUUAUGAGAGAUUGGAUGUUGCAAUGGGGAUUAAUACGAUGGGUGCUCUUAAUGUUCUGAACUUUGCCAAGAACUGUAGUAAAUUACAAAUGCUUCUUCAUGUAUCGACAGAUAUGCAGAUACCUGCAGACAUGGUGAUAAACUCCAUGAUAGUAGCACUGGAGGCUUGUUCAAAGAGUUCUUCAAAGACAUUGAUUUAUCAUAUUGGUUCUUCACUGAGAAAUCCAUUCAGAAUUUCUGAUCUUGAGGACUUGGCCCAUCAAUACUUUACAAAACAUCCUUUGACAGACAUGUAUGGAAAACCAGUGGCUGUUCCCAAGAAAAUUACGUGGAUGUCUAGUGUGAGUUCAUUUGACAGAUACAUCAACAUUCGGUACAUGCUAGCUCUCAAGGGAUUGAACGUGAUGAACAAAAUGUGCUGCUACAGUCACGAGGCAUUUCACAAUGAAAGUAAACAGAAAGUGAAAAAGAUGAUGGGAAUAAUGAGACUUUAUAAACCUUAUGUCCUCUUUGAUGGAAUCUUCGAUGACAAGAACGCAGAAAAUUUAAGGAUGACAAAAAUGAAGGGAAAAGAUGACGAUGAUGUUGGAAGAUUUAACUUUGAUCCCACAACCAUUGAUUGGACUCCUUAUAUGUUAAACACUCACAUUCCUGGACUUGUGAAGUAUGGUGUCAAGUAAUUAGGUUGGAUUUGUUCUUCAGUGCAUCCUUCGUUUCUUUCAUAUCUUCUGUGAUAAGUAUUACUGUCAAUAAUUCAAUGGAGAAGGAAAGCAGUUGCUGCACACAUGUGUACAGCACAAAGCCUCAUUCAAGGUUGUCGUUUUAGAUAAAUGUUCUUAUCCUAUAAUAAUAAAUGUACUUGAAUCCUCUAUCAGUCAUAUCUUCCUCUUCAUCAUGUUCUUAAUUCUCUUUCCUAAUAUAAUAUAUGAAUAAUUUG
Molecule: messenger RNA, 1355 nt
Organism: Vigna radiata var. radiata (mung bean)
Lineage: Eukaryota; Viridiplantae; Streptophyta; Magnoliopsida; Fabales; Fabaceae
Product: fatty acyl-CoA reductase 3-like
Exons: 7
Coding region: 1-1098 (365 amino acids)
Biological process (GO): long-chain fatty-acyl-CoA metabolic process; suberin biosynthetic process
Cellular component (GO): intracellular membrane-bounded organelle
Molecular function (GO): alcohol-forming very long-chain fatty acyl-CoA reductase (NADP+) activity
Source: RefSeq, a predicted model, not a curated record